GUUGCCUAAUUCAUAUUUACUCGGUUGGCAGUGUCCCGUAGGAUCGCGUUGCCGUGCGCAAGGCGCGUUCGUGUCUCGCACAGCGAGCGCUGGCCGGCGAGAGAGUCUCAUCCUUCAUCAGCGCCUCUGGACACGGUGAGGUCGGUUCACCCAGCUCAUCUCUGGCGACCGCACGGGGACCGCGGUUUAAAGGACCGACUCCACCGAGCCGCUUUUUUGUUUAAAACGGACAAAUCAACCCACCCAUCCAUCCGUCCACCCGUCCGUCCGUCUAUCCAUCACUGUGGAGCAUGGAGAGCGCACUAAACAGUUCGGAUAUUGUUUACCACGGCCAGUUCACCAACAUGGCCAUGCUGUACAACCACACACACUGUCGGAACUUUACCAGCGGCGGCGGCGGCAACAGCAGCACGAGCCUGGCGGAGACGCGAUGCGACCAAGAGCAGGCUGGCAGCCUGGACGGCGACGCCACGCCGGUUAUCAUAGCCAUCGUAAUCACCGCUCUCUACUCCAUAGUCAGCGCGGUGGGGCUGGUGGGCAACGUGCUCGUCAUGUAUGUCAUUAUCAGAUACACCAAAAUGAAGACGGCCACCAACAUCUACAUCUUCAACCUGGCCCUGGCCGAUGCCUUGACCACCAGCACACUGCCUUUUCAAAGCGUCAACUACCUGAUGGGGUCUUGGCCGUUCGGAGACGUGCUGUGCAAGAUGGUGUCCUCCAUCGACUAUUAUAACAUGUUCACCUCCAUCUUCACUCUCACCACCAUGAGUAUUGACCGCUACAUCGCUGUAUGCCACCCUGUCAAGGCACUAGACUUCAGAACCCCGCGCAACGCCAAGAUAGUCAAUAUCUGCAACUGGAUUCUCUCCUCGGCCAUGGGGCUGCCUGUAAUGUUCAUGGCCACCACCACCGUAAGCUACCACGGCUCCACCGGCAUGAUUGACUGCACGCUGUCAUUCCCCCGUCCAACUUGGUACUGGGAGACCCUGCUGAACAUCUGUGUUUUCAUCUUUGCCUUCGUCAUGCCAGUGGUCAUCAUCACUGUCUGCUAUGGACUCAUGAUCCUGCGACUCAAGAGUGUGCGCAUGCUGUCUGGUUCCAAGGAGAAGGACAGAAACCUGCGGCGGAUCACCCGCAUGGUCCUGGUGGUGGUGGCCGUCUUCGUUGUUUGCUGGACACCCAUCCACAUCUAUGUCAUCCUCAAGGCUAUGGUCAACAUCCCCAACUCACUGCUGCAGACGGUCACCUGGCACUUCUGCAUCGCGCUGGGCUACACCAACAGUAGUCUGAACCCGGUUCUCUACGCCUUCCUUGACGAGAACUUCAAGCGUUGUUUCCGUGAGUUCUGCACCACGAGUCCCUCCGUAUUGGAGCUGCAGAACUCGUCUCGCACUGGAGCAGCCGGCCGCAACCUCCCACUGCGUGACCACAACAGCACACACACAGGAGAGAGGAGCAAUCAACAGGUAUGACUAGCCUUGGAGGGGUCAUCUGUGGACUCGCACUAUUGUAGCAGUGCGGCCAAUGACGACCUCAACUCAGAAGUAACCCAGGUCACAACAG
Lampris incognitus (smalleye Pacific opah) is the source of this 1563-nucleotide messenger RNA. It is a transcript of the gene oprm1, whose product is annotated as opioid receptor, mu 1. NCBI's taxonomy places the organism in Eukaryota, Metazoa, Chordata, Actinopteri, Lampriformes, Lampridae. Gene Ontology annotation, cellular component: neuron projection; membrane. The record is from RefSeq and is a predicted model, not a curated record. Bases 291 to 1472 code for a protein of 393 amino acids. Gene Ontology annotation, biological process: sensory perception of pain; neuropeptide signaling pathway; G protein-coupled opioid receptor signaling pathway. Gene Ontology annotation, molecular function: beta-endorphin receptor activity; G-protein beta-subunit binding; G-protein alpha-subunit binding. The transcript has 6 exons.